Messenger RNA from Colletotrichum destructivum, 1804 nucleotides. RefSeq lists its product as uncharacterized. NCBI's taxonomy places the organism in Eukaryota, Fungi, Ascomycota, Sordariomycetes, Glomerellales, Glomerellaceae. The coding region runs from base 50 to 1264 and encodes 404 amino acids. The record is from RefSeq and is a predicted model, not a curated record. The transcript has 3 exons.
AUGAACAACAGCAUCACCAAGGCACGCCGCACACACAUCAACCCGCAUCAUGCUACGCCGCCCCUUGACAGACGCAGCAGCAGAACUGGAUUCAAGGCUAUCGGAACUCUCAAUCAGCCAGAUACUCGCCCUCACCCCGCUCCACCAGCUGCAAGUGCCCCCUUUGCACUGGACAAAGCACCAUCUCCGCCUGCUUAGAUGUGCCUUUGUUGACGACCAGGACAUCACCCAUCCUCAUUCCGUCUACAACCAUUCCGCCGACAGCCAAACGAUUCCAGACGUUGCCGAAAACACCAUCACGCUCUUUCCACAGACUCCUCCUCCACCAACAUGCGCUGCUUCAGUCAGCUCAUCAUCGCCGCCGCCUCCAUUUCCCCCACAAAUCAUCGAAUCCUCCGACGCCCAUGACAAGACCGUUACCCCCCCGGACUCCAACUCUGACUCUGACACCGACAUCGACGCCGAUGCGAGCGCCCAGGCAUUGAAUUGCUUUCUAUCACAUAGGGCCCCGUUCCUCCCGCAUGUGAGGUGGGCUCGUUGCCUUGCCUUGAGCCGUGUUGUCGCUGCCAAGGAGGGUGCCAUAACGAGCUUGCUAGAGAAGAGUCCCCUCCAAGCUAAGCCGGCAAGGUCCACUCCGACAUUCCACUACAAACUAUUCCGAGAGCGCGUCGCUGGCACCGCGUUUGCCAUGCCGUCCGAGCCCUCCCCAUCGAUACUUUUCCUCCAAGCGAGCGAGAUUGGGCGAUGCCGCGCCGCGUCCCUUCGCCAUCUAUACCUUCAACGUCACAGCCGAGAUCGGAAGCGCCUCUUCGACGACCAUCUCGGUCGCAUCGCAGCCGACAUAGAUGCCUUUCGCGACCCUUACAUCGCUGCCGCUCUCAUCGCAAUGGCCCAGGCCCGGCGCAAGGCCAUCCAGUCUCAAGCGCGAUCGCCUCCGCCCCAUCAGGAUACCUACUCGGUCCGACUGCUCCUCAGCGAUAUCAAUAACCCGACAUGCCUGAGAACGUUUUCUGCCGAAAUACCCGAUGCCUUCCUCGACAAGCUCGCAUACCCCCAGUUGUCCCCUCUGCCGAGCGCCACCUUCCAGAUCGUCCAUACUCCGGUGGCGUACAUGCCAUACGCCUCCUUCCAGUCGAGACUUGGUCAAGUCUUGGUCCCAUCACGCGGUCAGAAGCGCCCAAGAGGCGGUCGAUACGAUCAGGAUACGCCCGAUGAUACCAUGGCGCAGGAGGGGCCCAAUGCGCAAGUCCGCAGGCUGGCAUAACCUCGCAGGCUCUCACCCCGGUGCGUGGGUGUACGUUCUUGGCUGGAAUCCUUACCGGGUCAGGGCUCCCAGCAUUGCAUACAUCAUCAUGACAGUGAUUUUCCCUGCCUUUCUGUUCUGGAUUCAGUCUUCUUGCGGGGGGGUUUUUUUUUCUUUCCUUUUCUGGCGUUUCUUUGGGACUCGGUUCAGUUACAUAUACCCCUGGGUUGUCGGCGUAUUGGUUGUUUAUGCCUACUCUUGUCUUUUGUCCAAAUCGUUCUCGUCUUCCAGAUUUGCCAGGAGACGACCCACCCUACAGUCGCUUAUUACAACGUAAGGGCACAUCGCGUGAAGCUCGCAAAUUAAGUGCGAAGAAGAGAUGGACCCAUCACGUAUGGCUGCUCGCUGCGAAACCGUUCAAGUGACGGAGGUAGAGGGAAAUCACGCGGGCAAUGAAUGAUAUGAAUACGUCUGUAGGAUACGCUCUUCGUCCACGCGACUCCCGGACCUCUCAGAUCGUCAGAUAAAACCUUCCGCCGAUGGCAUCGCAACAUAGUCCCG